AUGGGCUGGAGCAGCCGACUGUGUGGUUGUCUUGAGACCGGAGGUGAAGGCCAUAGUGGCCGGAUGUGGGAGAUCGGUGAUGGAGAAAUCGGCGAAGGAGGGUCGGGGUCAAGGGAGAAGAGAAAGAAGCUGCCGGGGGGUAAUGACCAAAUCGCAGACAACAUAAUAGGAGUGCUAUUUGCUGCUCAAGAUACCACUGCCAGUGUCAAGACCUGGAUUAUCAAGUACCUCCACGACGACCCCAAAAUUCUAGAAGCUGUCAAGGCCGAACAAAAUGUAAUUCGCUUAUCAAAUGAACAAGCAGGUAACCAACCAUUGAGUUGGGCACAUACUAGAAGCAUGCCAAUUAGUUUUAAGGUUGUGUUGGAGAGUUUGAGAAUGUCAAGCGUUAUAUCGUUCCUCUUUAGGGAGGCUGUGGUUGAUGUCGAAUACAAAGGUUACUUGAUUCCAAAAGGUUGGAGGGUGAUGCCUUUGUUCAGGAACAUUCAUCAUAAUUCUGAAUUCUUCACCGACCCUCAGAAAUUCGCUCUUUCUAGAUUCGAGGUUGCACCAAAGCCAAAUACAUUCAUGCCAUUUGGCAGUGGAGUCCAUGCUUGUCCAGGAAAUGAGCUUGCUAAGCUGGAAUUACUGAUUAUGAUCCACCAUUUAGUUACCAAAUUCACGUGGGAAAUUGUGGGAUCCCAAAGCGGGACUGAGUAUAGUCCAUUUCCUGUGCCUCUGAAUGGAUUACCAGUAAAACUUUGGAAGUUAGAAUAGGACA
Argentina anserina (silverweed cinquefoil) is the source of this 760-nucleotide messenger RNA. RefSeq names its product abscisic acid 8'-hydroxylase CYP707A1-like. The transcript has 2 exons. Gene Ontology annotation, molecular function: heme binding; iron ion binding; (+)-abscisic acid 8'-hydroxylase activity. The coding region runs from base 1 to 756 and encodes 251 amino acids. Gene Ontology annotation, biological process: sterol metabolic process. NCBI's taxonomy places the organism in Eukaryota, Viridiplantae, Streptophyta, Magnoliopsida, Rosales, Rosaceae. The record is from RefSeq and is a predicted model, not a curated record.